This is a messenger RNA of Pisolithus orientalis, 1680 nucleotides long. RefSeq lists its product as uncharacterized. The transcript has a single exon. The record is from RefSeq and is a predicted model, not a curated record. Bases 249 to 1484 code for a protein of 411 amino acids. Lineage: Eukaryota; Fungi; Basidiomycota; Agaricomycetes; Boletales; Pisolithaceae.
ACGUAUAUGCUCAAUUGCUGUGCGUUUUGAUAACAGAAACGUUCCUGUUGCGUUUCGGUUUGUUCAUGAAUCAACGUUCCGCAUAUCGUGGUAUCAACCACCGCGAGGUGAAGGAUUGGAUCAUUGACUUUCCUGGACAUAUGGAUGCGCCCGGUCCGUAGGUUAGUGCCUGAUAUCACAAACACACCACCUCAGGCGACUAACUCUGCAGCUUAAUUAAUGGAGAGUGCUUUUCUUAGCAGCAACUCAUGGAUGUCAUAGAGCAGGAGAUGACCUGGACCACAAGACUAGUUGGUUGCCCACAGGGCAAGAACGUCAUGGCUGACGCGAGUAUUUUUUUUUCCCCCAAGUGCCGUUGGUCUCCAGGCGAGAAGAUCACAUUAAAUGGGAUCAAUCGGGCCUUUUUUGCCAUGAUGCCAUCUCAAAACCCCCUUCCUGUAUGGCGCACGGGGAUUGGUAAUGGGCAUGCUGACUCCAAGCACCAGUUGCUAAAUGGAUAUCUCGCAGUGCACACACAUCGACGCCAAUACCCCAUGCUGCUUGCAUGGUUGGCUGCGUCGCAAUAUCCUUUUUGGUAUAUAAACCUAGCUGAGUGUUCUCUUCCACUCGACCCUCCUUGUUCAUCACUUCCACUUCGGCAAUGUCGAGACGCAACUCCCACGACCACACAUUUCGUUAUGGGCAGGGAAGUCCCAGUUUCCCACAUCCCACCACGCAUCGAGAUAACCAAGCCGUCGCGACUCAAGUGGAACGGCUGGGAAUAUCGCCCUCGUUGCUUGCUGAAGGGCGAUUUACGGUUCCCCAGGGCCCCCCUAGCCUUCCUGGUUCCUGCCCCUCUGUUGUACCAGACAUGCUCAGCUUGGCUCCCUGUGGUCAGCGACCGGCGCCGCAGACCUUUGCCGGAGGUCUACCAGCUGGAAUGUAUUGGCCUACCGAUAGUCGGAGAGCCCAGUCUCGAAUCUACACCUCCUUCUGGUUCAGUUGCUCGCAUAGGCCGUAGCUCGUAUGCUUCAAAUAUCUCACGCGAGACACGAAGUCCAUCAUAUCACCCGCCUCGACCACACCCUUACUUCACACCUCCUGUGUCUCCACCGGCUAGCCGCAACUAUUGUUCCUCUCCGGACAUCAUUGGAAAUAUUGAGCGUUCCGUACCGGGUCGGCACAGGCAGAGCAACCUCCGUUCAUGUCGCUGGGACACCGACAAUACUUCUUGCCCGUCCUCUGUCACCGGGAGCAGAGCUGGGAUCGAGAGCCAUCUGGGUGCGUAUCAUCGGGUCGGGGAUGACGUCCGGACAGUGACCUGUCUUUGGGAGGGUUGCACAAGGACACGGCCUAUGAGACGGGAGAAUCUGGCGCGUCAUGUCAUGACCCAUAUGAACAUAAGAUGGGAGUGCCCGGAAUGCAAGAAGCUUUUCUCUCGUUCGGACGCAGUCCAACGCCACGUCGAGCGAGUUUGUCCUAGGAGGGGCUACGAUGCUGCCUAAGUGGGGUAUGCACUAGGUUGGCGGAGUACCGUCAUACUGAUAGAGCCAACAAGUGUCUAGUAUCCACACAUGCAUUAUGCAUUAUGAACAUUUCUACUGUAUAAUUCCCGAUAGUCCACGGUCAUGUACACGGUAUUAUUUACCUAUGUUCAUUGCAUACAGCCACAGCAUGUAUAUUUGCCAAUGCCCUAACAUG